Messenger RNA from Python bivittatus (Burmese python), 3463 nucleotides. RefSeq names its product tripartite motif containing 65 (gene TRIM65). The record is from RefSeq and is a predicted model, not a curated record. Lineage: Eukaryota; Metazoa; Chordata; Lepidosauria; Squamata; Pythonidae. Gene Ontology annotation, molecular function: protein binding; zinc ion binding.
AAUACUGCGCUUCCUCUGCGAAAAUGGCUUCCGCUGGUUCUCAGAAGCUGGAAGAGAAACUAAUAUGUUGCAUUUGCCUGGAGAUAUUUUCCACCCCUGUGACCGUGCCUUGCGGGCACAGUUUUUGUGAGAAGUGUAUCACCAGCCACUGGGACAAAGAGGAACAAGGACUCAACGGGCAGAAGGUCUGCACCUGCCCCGAAUGCCGGAAAAGCUUCCCAGAGAGGCCCGCACUCAGCAAAACCGUCCAGCUUGACAGCCUGGUGGAGCUGCUGAGACUGGAAGACGCGCCCCCGCUUGAGCCGGAGAAGGCAGCUGCUUCUCCGGCGAGGAAGUGCCCAACGCACGGCCGGCCCUUGGAGCUCUACUGCCUGACCGAGAAGCGCUGCAUCUGCUGCGUCUGCACCGUGAGGACGUGCCCGCAGCACAGGAGGGCGCUCUUGGAGGAGGAGCGGAAGGCGAAAGAAGAGUCAAUAAAGGAAACCUUGGAGGAAAAGCAAAAGGAGGCAGAAAAGAUUGAAGCAGAAAUCCAGAAACUGGAGCAGCAGAUGGACCAUAUUAAAGUUUUCUCAAUGAAGUUCAGAUCAGGAAUUUUUCAAAAGUUUGAGCAUCUCAUGGAAACCCUAAAAGAAUGCCAGAAGAAGGUGGUGGAGAGGGCUGAAAGUGAGCAUGCAGCUCUGGUAAAGCAAAUGAUGGAGAACUGGAAUUGCCUACAGCAUUAUAUGGAGACUUUCACACAAUACAACAAGACCGUGGAAGGGCUGCUGAGCUGUGCUGAUGAUAUAAUGUUUCUUGAAGAGCAACGUCUCCUUUCUCCACCUAGUAAAUUGGAAGUUCCUCCAGUCAUUCAGCUUGAUUUGGAUAACAACGCAUAUGCCAUCACUGAAUUCUUCAAUGAGUUCUUCAGGCUUUUGGAGGAACUUCAGUCACAUCUUUUGAAUCCACAAAUGACUAACAGAAAAAUCUCACCUGAGCCAAAGAUAUAUGUGAAGAGGAUGCCUGGACCUUGUUUUUCAGAGAAUGAACUAAGGACAAAGCUUCUAAAGAAUCAGCAGAACUUGACAUUUGAUCCAAUCACAGCUAACAAAUACCUGCAGUUAUCUGAUAACAACCAGAAGGCAACUCAUCCCCAAGGUUUUCACAAGCCAAAGCCAAAUGACCCUCAAAGGUUUGAGCCAUGGCAAGUCAUGUGUACUCAGAACUUCAGCCAGGGCAGUCACUACUGGGAAGUGGAGUUAUCUGACCACUCUGUCAUCGUUGGCGUAGCUUGUGAAAGAUUCACAAGGAGGAAACAGACUCAUCAGAAAUUCACCAUUGGGUUGGAUAAACUCUCCUGGGGCCUGCAUGUCCAAGAAGACAGCUAUGUGGCUUGGUACAAUAACAAGUCUGCAAAGAUAAAAGAGCCUCUCUGCAAAUUCAUUGGAGUUCUGUUGGACUGUGAUCAAGGAGUUAUAUCCUUUUACAGCAUAGACAAUAAUAUGAAAUGCCUUCAUAUUUUUCACACCACCAUUACGGAGCCUCUUGUCCCAAUUUUCUGGCUUUGUGAAGGUACAGCUGUGACCCUUUGCCAAAGGCCAUUGUAACUGAUGAGAGGUCACCUGCUUUACAGGCAAAGGUUGUCCCUGUGGAAAAAUGCUGAGGCAAGCAAAUACAUCUGGAGUAUUGAAAAGAAGUUUUAAGUUGCUUGAGUGUACAGAGACAAAUGUUGCAUUUCUGUUUUUUAUAGCUCCCUUGUGAGUUGCAAGUCAUCCUUGCCCUUCCAGGUAAAGAUGCAGCUAGGUGCUAAUGCAGCAUAGAACCUGAUGCACAUCAUUUUGGUGCUGAAUAGAGCUUUCUGGCAAUCUACAAAAAAAUACAUGAAUGGGAAUAAUGAAAUAGUGUAAACAAAAGGAUAAUCAACUUUUAAUUGGGAAAUUGUCAUAGCCAAUAGAGAACCAAGUUGGCAGAAAGCAGUAGUGUUGAGAAUUUACCCUGGACAAAUCACUGUUCACAAGUUCUCUAGUCACUUCAUUGUGAAAGUAUAUUGUGAAACUGUAAGUACAUACAGUUUCUCAUACUUGUGACUGAGUAGUAACCAUUUCUUAAGAACGUGCAUUCCAGAAGGCAAUUUUUAAAAUUUAUUUCUGUACCUUUUUUUCCUAUUAGAGGAGACUAGAGUAUUUUACAAAAGAACCAAAACAAUCUUUUUAAAAAAGUAAAAACAUUGAUAGCAAAACAGAAUUAUAAAAAUAUAAACAUUAAUGUUCAUUUUUUAAAAGGCAGUUAGGUCUGGAGCAGGUUUUAUUCUGUUUUCCUAUGUGAAAAUUUGCAGGGAAAGAAUAUGUUUAUUUUUCUAUGCAAUUGUGAUGUAUCUACAACUAGCAUUACAGAUUCUUGUUGUGUUUAUUAUCAGUUUUAUACUGUUUGUUCCAAUGGAAAGUUGGAAUGAAAUUGUGUGAAGUUCCUCAGAACUGUCCAUCAGCAAGAUAUCUCCCAGAAAAUCGAACAGAACAGGGCCGUAUUUGGUAUAUGUGUGGGGUGGGGGGUGGAGAAGCUGGAAAAAGAAAGAUCAGAGUUGAAAAUGAGUCAGAUCUGGCUAGAGGCUGUUGGGGAAAAGAUCCAGGAAAAAUAAUUUUUCAGUCCAUUUCUAUGGGACAGGCAGGAGGCAGUGGCUCAGUUUGCUGUCAAUUUCUCCAUUCUAAGCACUCUCCCUAUUCGACUGACCCAGAAGGGACCAUUAUUAAAGAGUUAGAAAGAAUUCCAAAAGCCAUGCUAUGCAUUCUUCCCCUAUCUUGUUUAUUAAAGAGUAUGAGGUAGGAAUUAAACUGAGCAAAUAUAUUUGCUUUUUGUCUUUUUAAAAAGGUUGCUAAAUUCUUGGAUUAUACUUUCCUUUUCUGCCUGUGAACUGGGCCAUGCCUGUAAUCUUCCAGGGCCAUAAUAGCCCAAGAAGAGUAAAAAUUCUGGGAGUUGAAGUCCGCACAGCUUAACGUCGCCACCGUUGAGAAACGCUGCUUUAAGUCAUGCCUUCUGCUACUUCCUACCCCACCUCUCAAGUAAAAAAUAAAGCCAUCUUUCCAUUUAUUAGCAUGGAGGAGGAACAGCACUGCGGGAACUGAAGGGGCUGGACCUUCCACCAACAACCACGUCACUAUAAAGUCCUUGAUGACGUCUGCUGGUUUCUUGGCAGUGCCACUUGCUAUAUCAACAGGUAUCUCCAAUAUUACAUACACAUCCAAUUAUGCACAGCGCAAUGUUAUCAACUUGUAAAAGGCUUAACUGCUGAAAGGAUGCAACUAACAAUUUCAGAUCCAAAUGUUUACUCUUGCCCCCAGUUUAUAAGUAGUUGUGACAGACUGAUUAAAAACAGAAAAGGGAAAGAGUAAUAUAUUUCAGCUGUGUUUUGAGAGCGCUAGGCAACGCUGGCCAGGUGACAGGAACUGCAGUUGUGUUUUCAAGCUGUCACCUGUGCAUCUUUCCUUGGGAA